GUUCCGCUCUUGUGUCAACCGGACUGUUUAUAGGGACGGACACCUCGAAGCUGCACAGGUCCGGACUACAGAAUUUGUUUCAGAACCGAACCAUGGAUGGUCCGCCGGUCAGAGUGUUGGCGUGCGGUGACGUGGAAGGCAGACUGAGCUCCCUCUUCAGCCGAGUCCAGGCCGUCCAGAAGAAGACGGGGCAGUUUGACCUGCUGCUCUGCGUCGGGGAGUUCUUUGGGACUUCACCUGCAGCUGAAGCAGAGUGGCAGGAGUACAAAACCGGAGCCAAGAAAGCCCCCAUCCACACCUACAUCCUGGGAGCAGCGAGCCAGGAGACGGUGAAGAACUUCCCAAACGCCGACGGCUGUGAGCUGGCGGAAAACAUCACGUAUCUCGGGCGGCGGGGGGUGUUCACGGGCGUCUCUGGGCUGCAGAUCGCGUACGUCAGCGGUCAGGAAGCCCUGCAGGAGCCGGCGCCGGCUCACUGCUUCACCUCCAAAGACCUGUCGGCCCUCGUUACCCCGCUGACCAGCAGCUCCAAGUUCCGAGGGCUCGACAUCCUGCUGACGUCGCAGUGGCCGCGAGGGGUCUGGCACUACGGCAACAGCCCGGAUGUGAACACAAAGUUGUGUGGAAGCAGCUCCAUCGCCGUCCUCGCUGACAAACUCAAACCGCGAUAUCACUUCGCAGCACUAGAGGGCGCCCACUAUGAAAGGCUGCCGUACAGGAAUCACGUUGUCCUGCAGGAAAACGCUCAACACGUCAGCCGCUUCAUCGCCCUGGCAACCGUCGGUAACCCUGCCAAGAAGAAGUAUCUUUAUGCCUUCAACAUCGUCCCGAUGAAGAACAUGGAUCCCACAGAGCUGGUGAAGCAGCCGCAGGACGUGACGGAGAACCCCUACAGGCGUCCAGCAAAAGACAAGAAGGAAGCUCAAAAGCCAGCCUUCAGCACCGAGGAAGAGGAGGAACCCGCGCAGCAGUUUUUCUUCGACCUGGGUCGGAAGCAAGACGGGAACGCACGCGGGCGCGGCAGGAAGCGACCGUCGGACUGGGAGGAUCGAGGACGCCACCGUCAGGAGCAGCACAGGCAGCCGCGACACCCGCAGCCGUCUGGUCCCUGCUGGUUCUGUCUGGCCAGCCCGCAGGUGGAGAAGCACCUGGUCAUCAGCAUAGGAACACACUGUUACCUGGCUCUGGCCAAAGGUGCCCUGACUCCUCGCCACGUGCUGAUCCUGCCCAUCGGACACUACCAGUCGGUGGUGGAGCUGGGCUCUGAGGUGGUGGAGGAGAUGGAGAAGUACAAGUCGUCUCUGAGGAACCUCUACAAGAGCAAAGGAGAGCGCUGCGUGGUGUUUGAGAGGAACUACAGGAGCCAGCACCUGCAGCUGCAGGUGGUUCCUGUCCCUCUGGACCGCUGCACCACAGAGGACAUCAAGGAGGCCUUUAUGGUCCAGGCUCAGGAGCAGCGCAUGGAGAUGAUGGAGAUUCCCCAACACACAGACCUCAAACAGAUUGCUCCUCCUGGGACUCCGUACUUCUACGUGGAGCUGGACUCUGGGGAGAAACUUUUCUACCGGAUCCAGAAACAUUUUCCUCUACAGUUCGGCAGGGAGGUUCUGGCCAGCGAGCCGUUACUCAACAUCCCGACCCGAGCCGACUGGAAGGAGUGUAAACAGACCAGAGAGGAAGAGGAGCAGAGCUGCAAACAACUGAGGGACGACUUCCAGCCGUACGACUUCUCCUGGGAAGACUGAAGCGUGCCAAGCCUCGCCUCUGUUACCGUGGUUUCCACUCACACCGGUCAUGAAGCUGGUGAUGCUUUAGUUGUAUUGGAUCCAAAAAGCUGAAUUCAAGUUUUUUAAUAAAAAAGAAAAUCCAAGCAGAA
Messenger RNA from Oryzias latipes (Japanese medaka), 1876 nucleotides. It is a transcript of the gene cwf19l1, whose product is annotated as CWF19 like cell cycle control factor 1. The record is from RefSeq and is a predicted model, not a curated record. Gene Ontology annotation, molecular function: RNA lariat debranching enzyme activator activity. Gene Ontology annotation, cellular component: post-mRNA release spliceosomal complex. Gene Ontology annotation, biological process: mRNA splicing, via spliceosome. Lineage: Eukaryota; Metazoa; Chordata; Actinopteri; Beloniformes; Adrianichthyidae.